Molecule: messenger RNA, 3996 nt
Organism: Hyalella azteca
Lineage: Eukaryota; Metazoa; Arthropoda; Malacostraca; Amphipoda; Hyalellidae
Exons: 7
Coding region: 52-2916 (954 amino acids)
Biological process (GO): positive regulation of DNA-templated transcription; cell fate specification; regulation of transcription by RNA polymerase II
Cellular component (GO): nucleus
Molecular function (GO): DNA-binding transcription factor activity, RNA polymerase II-specific; RNA polymerase II cis-regulatory region sequence-specific DNA binding
Source: RefSeq, a predicted model, not a curated record
CGGGGAGCGGGCGCCGGGCAGUAACAAACACGGCCGAAUUGUGUUCAGAGGAUGAGCGGGGCGGCUGCGGCCGAGCAAAACGACCUCAGCGGCCAGCACUCGGCUACCGAUUUUUCAAUCGCCACACUCUUGUGCGGUAAAAGAGGCAAUUUUUCAAGAUCACUUUCUCCCGGAACCAACGCCCUGACUUCGGAUUCCAAAAAUAGAGUAAAUUCUCCAGCUUUGGAUUACGAUGAUGGCGCCUCCCCAUCGAUGGCCUCUCCUUCUAUCAGCCUUGAAAAUUGUCUGCGUUCUCGACCGGGAAAUCUAGUAAAUUCUAAAAUUGACUUUCGGAAAUCAGAAACUUGUACUUCACCUCAACCCGCGUGCAGUAUCGGUAACCUCAACCUGAGAACUCCUUCGAAAACCAUCCCUGAGCCAUUAUUGGAAACUGAGUUUGACGACGACGAUGACAUGGUUUCGCCUAUUGUUUUUCCUGUAUCUUUGGGCUCGAAGGUAAGCGUCCUCUCAGCGUCAACUGUGAAGGAGAACUCACUCGAGUCCGGCGACGAGGAUUUAGAUCUUCCAGAGACGCCUAUCCUGUUCGGUGGCACGAAGGAAAUCUUAUGGAGAAGUCCUUCUGUGAAAGAAAAUUUCCCAUCAACUAAUGGGUUAAAAUUGACAAAAGCUCUUCUUCCAGUACCAGUGAUUAGAAGUCCGAAGAUCAAAACAAGUGCUAGAGAGUCGAAAAAGCUGGAAAUGGAAGUGGAAGGGAACUGUAGCGAGUUGGAGGACCACUCCUGUGUUCUUGAGACGAAGGAUUUGUGGGAGAAGUUCCAUGAGUUCGGCACAGAAAUGAUCGUCACUAAGAGUGGCAGACGCAUGUUUCCUACGGUGCGCGCUUCAUUCACGGGCCUGCGGUCGGAAGAACGGUACGCGGUGCUGCUGGACAUCGUACCGGUAGACAGCAAACGGUACCGGUACGCAUACCACCGGUCGUCGUGGUUGGUGGCUGGUAAAGCGGAUCCCCCGCCACCGUACCGGCUGUAUGCUCACCCAGACUCGCCGUUUACAGGAGAGCAGCUCAAAAAGCAAGUUGUCAGCUUCGAAAAGGUCAAGCUCACCAACAACGAGAUGGACAAGGGCGGACAGAUCAUCCUGAACUCGAUGCACCGCUACCAGCCACGCAUCCACCUGGUGCGGCUCAAGGAAGGACAGUCCGGCAAAUUCUGCAGCUUGGACACCGCGGACCGCCGCAGCUUCAGGUUCAUGCAGACAGUCUUCACUGCAGUCACUGCAUACCAGAACCAACUCAUCACGAAACUCAAGAUCGACAGCAAUCCGUUUGCCAAAGGCUUCAGGGACUCUUCACGUCUCAUAGAUUUUGAAAGGGAAACGAUGGACGUUCUAAUAUCAGAGAACCCAUACCUAUCAUCAACAAUCGCGACAUCUGCUGGCUACGUGCACCAGGGCAACCAGAACCUCAUUCAUAGCGGUCACAGCCUGACCUAUCCUGGACAGAACCACCACCAGGGGGCGCUCAGACCUGAUGCUCAGAACCUAUACCCAAGAACACAUAACUUUGGCUUCAACGGUCAAAAUCUGAACAGUAGUAGCCAAAAUUUGAAUCUUGGGCAAUGGUAUCUUUCAUCUGCAACACCCCUGAUCCUCGAUCGUAAUACAUACGAGCAGAAAAUUCUGGAGGACAAAACCAUUUUGGCUGCUCGAGCGUCGCUUUACGUGGAAGCUCAAAACAGCUUUCUGAACAAAGAUUUCGAAAAGUAUGAUCGGAAUGUCCACCAUAAAUCCAACAAGAAUGCAAGCCAUUGCGGAAUAAAUGCAGAUGAAGAUGAGAGAAAAAAUAAGUAUGCUAGCGAUUUAGAAUCAGAUCUAAAUAUUGGUAAUGAAGUUCCACUGCCUUUCGAUUUUCAGGCUACGAAUAGCGGAUUAAGUUUGUAUUUACCGCCUCCUUCUCAGUCGAAAGUUUCUUUCUCGAGAACAGCUUCGCCUCGUUUUGCUAGUAUUCCCGCACUUACGGAUUCUUUGCCUCAUCGAGAAGUUUCAUGUUCACAAUCAAGUUCAUGGCUUAGUCUUGGAAGCCCCGUUUCAACAUUGUCAUCUCUUUCUUUGCCAUCUGCAAGCAGCAGCGUUUCUUCGUGUCUUUCUUCAUCCGCUGUCGAUUCAAAUUCUCUCAAAAGUAGAAGUCUGAGUUUAGAAGAUGAGCAUUCAAACUUCAAUCACUUCCACAGCUCUGUUUCAGUUCGAAGCGAAAAAAAGCUCCUCCCAUUGAUACCACAACCUCAGUCAGCUUUGCCUCUGCAUGCUUUCUGGUCUCAUUGGAAUUUGAAUAGACUAAAUGCCGCAGCUGCUGCGGCUGCCUUGGUUCGCAGAUCCGAUAUCGACGCCUAUCACUUGAGAAUAAGUGCAUCAAACGAAGGUGCCAAUUCAUUGAAACCAAAUCUUGAUAGGAUCCAUAAUUCUAUGUCUCCUAUUUCAUUAGAAAGUACGCGGUCGAUCGCCAAAAAUGAGGAAGCUGAGAUUGCUGUUGACAUCCCUUCAUCAAACCUUGCUGAAAGAUCUAAUUUGGAAGACGAUAAUGACCGAGAUUCGAUGAGCGACACAGCGCACGAGGACUUUAUUAAAGCAAAUUCUGCCGUACCUAAUUAUCUUUCCCGAGCAGACGAGGCCUCUGUUAAAGAACCUGUUUCCACUCCGGCAAGUGAGGAAUUAGAAUCAGGAAACAGACAAUGGAAUGCAACUCGUUACCUAUCAGAUGAGCGUCACACUGCCUCUAUCAAAUCCCCCAAGCCGAUAUACCCUCCCGUCUCUUCAUCCUUGCUGCGAUUUACGCCAUAUUUGUACCCAAAAGUCGCUCCAAGCCUCGCCGUACGCAAUGAAAAUUCACCGAAUCCCAAGUUGGGUUUCUCAUUGACUUAGAGACGCUGAAUUUCCUAAUCAUUCAAUGAAUACAAUAAAAACUCUCGAAAGUGUGCCAAUCGAGCGAUAUAACAUCAGUCUGAAUUAAAUUGUACAAUGUUCAUAUUAUAUUAUCAUAAUUUUAAUUUUCACGUUUCCUGGUUUGGAGGUUUUCCAUGUAUGUUUUAUCUCUUAUUUAGUGAUGAUUCGAUCACAUCAUGAGCAUGAGAGAAUUAAUCAUUAAUUUAGUAUAAUCAGACUAGCUAAAAGUAAAUUAAAUGUGUAUAGUUUUAGAUAACGUCGAUAUUAUCCCUAAAUUAUUGCAAAGGUCUAAAUUUUUAUUUUUUUCUCAAAGUAACGGCUCAAGGAUAGAUGCAUAGCUAUUGUAAACAUUUCUUGACCAUUACAGAAAUUAGCACAAGUUGUAUUAUAGCCUACCGCGUGUUGAUUAAAAUGUCAUCACUCAUCACACCGUAAGGUUACUAUUUACGAACUAUUUACGAUUUAUUUUGGUAUUUCUAUUUGAUGCCAGAUAUACCUGUAACAAUAACUUUUCAAUGAAAAGAUGUUAAACAACUUUUUGCUUAUCACUGGAGUGUUUGUGUUGGUUUUUAAUUAGUUUUUAUUUAUUUAGAGUUUGUUACAAUAAAGUAGGAAAUUAACGGCGUGUAGUAGAUUUUGAGGCAUCCAAUCUUGCCCUGUCUCUUUAAUCAAUAUUAGCUAUAAUUGAAUAAUUAUAUGGAAGAUGGAAUCCAGUGUAUGCAUGUAUAUUGGCAAUACGAAGUUUUUGCUGGAAAAGGUAUUAGUUAGGACGAUUAAUUCCGUACGAUUGUUCCCUCUGUUCGCAACCGUUGCCGAAACAUGAGUCAAUAUUUGCACCAUCACUCAUGAAAUUCCGUGUGAAAUUUACGAUGUCAUGUUACUGGAAAAAUGUGGUUAGAAUAAGAAACUGUGGCAAUGAAUGAAGUGAUAAUUUUUUAUGCACUGAAUUUCAUAGGGCAUAUUUCAGGAUUAUUGAAAGUGACCCCAUUCUUUGCAGUUUUCCAAUUUAGGAUUUCUACUUCAAGAAAUCCAUGCUGGGUAUCUUCUGAAAUAAACUGU